AGUAUUCUGCUCAGCAGCUGACUGUUUUUGUGUGUAAAAUUAGACCGUUUAAAAAUAUGAUCUAUAACUAGAACCUGUGCCUGUAAUCUAUGGAGUGAUCCGACAACUGACAAGCGACAACAACAGAUGAACAACAGUUCACAGCUGUUUGAGCUGUUAUUCGAGACUUCCAGACUGUUUAAAUUCAUUGUUUAUUUAUACCUCUGUUUAGACAUAAUAUCCUUAAUAUAAAAUAAGAAAUAUGUUUGAACGGUGACGAUAUAACUAUACCUUUCGUGUCUUAGUUAUACCUUGCUUCGUAAUUUGCCUUUUUAAUAAAUAUGACUGUGAACUUCAGUAAUUAUAGCUUAGCACAAUGGUUUGCAGACCAAGAACAACUCAGGUGCGGCUAUUGCAAGAAUUCUUCAGGGAGUAUUUCUUAUGGCAUGAUGACUGAACAGUUGACAGUAGAAGAUUAUAAAGAUUUGAUUGAUCGAGGAUGGAGACGAUCAGGAAAAUAUUGCUAUAAACCUACAAUGAAUAAAACAUGUUGUCCACAGUAUACUAUUAGGUGUAAUGCACUAGAUUUCAGUUUAAAUAAGUCUCAUAAAAAGAUUAUUAAAAAGUUUAACAAGUUCUUAAAUGAUGGAAUUUAUAAUAAAAAUGAUUCAUUGAACCAACAGGAUGAAACUGAAGAAAUAGGAAUGACUGAACUCCAAGGUUUCAAUAAGCCUUGUAGUAUAAAUGUAAGCCAAUUAAUACAAGAAAAUAAUAUUGCAUCUGAAACAGCUGUUCAAAUUGGUGCUAGUGAAAAAGAACCUGAUAAAUAUUUUCCGACAGAAGAUGAUAGGAUGUCUCCAGCCGGCCAAUCAAAAUCAGAUACUAAAGAAGACAUGGGUAACACUUCAGAAAUUAUUAAACUCGAGAAGUCUUUUAAGCUGGGAUCUGGGGCAGAUCCUAAUAAACCUCCCUGUAAAAAAGCUAAGUUGUUAAGAUUAGAAAAAAAGAGGGAGAAAAUGUUACAGCAAGAUAAAAAUUAUGAAGUUACUAAUUCUGUUAGUACACAAAAGUCCCUAACUGAUUUUUUAAACGAUAUCUCCUCUACCUCACAACAUAAAUUAAAGCUAAAAUUAAUACCAACUAGUAUAUGUGGAUCUCAAUGGGAAACAGUAAAAGACAUCGAAUAUGAAUUAUAUAAGAAAUACCAAACAACAAUACAUAAUGACCCACCUGGGAAAUUAAGCAUCAAUAGUUUUACAAGAUUUUUAGUUAGUUCGCCGUUGAAGAUAGAACUCAUCAUGAUGACAGAAAGACAUUCAAGUUUUAGUAAAAGUGCGAAAUUGUACAUAAAAUAUCAGAAAUUGGUUCAUAAUGAUGAGUGCAAUGAAACUGACUUUUGUGAUUUUCUCGUUACAACACCACUAAAGCCAAAACCUUUUCCGGAAGGUGUGGAAGGUCCUGGAUAUGGUUCAUUUCAUCAACAGUAUUGGAUAGAUGACAAGUUAAUAGCAGUUGGAGUUAUUGAUAUUCUACCUGGAGCUGUGAGCUCUGUGUACUUUUUUUAUGAUCCAGAUUAUCGAAGCCUGACUCUAGGCACAUACGGAUCUCUGAGAGAACUGCAGUUAGUUCAAGAUCUGUGCUCCAAAGUACCAGACUUACAAUAUUAUUACAUGGGAUUUUAUAUUCACUCCUGUCCUAAAAUGCGUUACAAAGGAAGAUUGAAGCCAUCAUUUCUACUUUGCCCAGAAACUUAUAUUUGGCAGCCUAUUGAAAAAUGUUUAACGAAGCUAGAUGACAAUAAAUAUUCACGGCUUACUGAAGACCCAAAUGCCCCAGAUUGUAACUUGUGCAGUGCUGAAGAUACUAAAAGAAUUAAGGUUAUGUAUAACUUAAAAUUAUAUGAUGUGCAAACUUUUACAACGCUCUAUAAAGUCGACAAUGAUGUUUUUCAAACUAUAGCGAGUUUAAUAGGGAAAAGGGCUGCAUAUAAAAUAAUUUUUUGGAUUUCGUAAUUUUAAUCUAUUCUUUUAGCUUAAAAUAGCGUGAUAAUUUUAUCUAUUUAUUUAUUGAAUGUGGCAUUUUUAAGAAAUAAUUUAAAAAAAAAUUAAUUUACUGUUUAUUGCAGCUUUUAGGAUUUUACACAUACAUGUUUUAAUGCCCAUUGUGUAGACUGUAUUAAUUUGUAUUUUUUGUGUGAUUGUAUACCUACUAAUAUUUAAUGUUGUUUUAAAAAUGUAUGAUUUUAUAUAUUUAAUAAAACAACCCAGAGAAAAAAA
Sitophilus oryzae (rice weevil) is the source of this 2255-nucleotide messenger RNA. RefSeq names its product arginyl-tRNA--protein transferase 1. Gene Ontology annotation, biological process: protein arginylation. Gene Ontology annotation, molecular function: arginyl-tRNA--protein transferase activity. The transcript is spliced from 9 exons. Gene Ontology annotation, cellular component: cytoplasm. Bases 321 to 1991 code for a protein of 556 amino acids. Lineage: Eukaryota; Metazoa; Arthropoda; Insecta; Coleoptera; Curculionidae. The record is from RefSeq and is a predicted model, not a curated record.